This is a messenger RNA of Rubroshorea leprosula, 1368 nucleotides long. The record is from the annotation of a GenBank genome assembly. NCBI's taxonomy places the organism in Eukaryota, Viridiplantae, Streptophyta, Magnoliopsida, Malvales, Dipterocarpaceae.
GGCAACAAUUCCACUCCAAUUGUUCAUACACUUGGAAAUUUGAAUCCUAUCAUACCCAACAACUCAAAGUUUGAUUACCCAAAUGGCCUCUUCGGAAGAAACCCGAAUCCAAAUCCAUGCCAACAACAUGCAGCAAGAUCACGAGGAACAAUCUUCCUCGUACGCUAUGCAGCUUGUCAACUCAGUCACGCUGCCCAUGACUCUGCAUGCUGCACUUCAGCUGGACAUUUUCCAGAUCAUAGCCAAAGCCGGACCUGAUGCCAAGCUCUCCCCACAGGAGAUAGCAACCCAGUUGGGCGCCCGAAACCCUGAUGCGGCCAUGAUGCUGGACCGCAUCCUUAGGCUCCUAGCCACCUACAAUGUGCUCACUUGCUCUGUUGCUGUUAAUGAUCAUCAAGAUGAUCCUCAGAGACUGUACGGUUUAGCAUGUGUGUCCAAGUACUUUAUCCGAAAUGAAGAUGGUGUUUCAUUAGGACCCCUCAUGGCUUUGCUUCAAGACAAGGUCUUCUUGAAUAGUUGGUCUCAAUUGAAGGAUGCAAUUGUUGAAGGAGGAGUUCCUUUUCACAGGGUCCAUGGAACUCAUGCCUUCGAAUACCCUGCCAAAGACUCCAGAUUCAAUCAAGUUUUUAAUAAAGCAAUGAUCAAUCAUACCACCAUUGUUAUCAAGGAAAUCCUUGAGUCCUACAAUGGAUUUGAACACCUCACCCGUUUGGUCGAUGUUGGUGGUGGUUUAGGAGUCACCCUCAGCUUCAUCACUUCCAAAUACCUUUCCAUAAAUGGAAUUAAUUUCGACUUGCCUCAUGUUGUUCAACACGCUCCUCCUUACGCAGGGGUUGAACAUGUGGGAGGAGAUAUGUUCCAUAGUGUUCCUAAGGGAGAUGCCAUUUUUAUGAAGUGGAUACUACAUGACUGGAGUGAUGAUCAUUGUGUUAAACUGUUGAAGAAUUGUUAUGAUGCUAUACCUGACAAUGGAAAAGUAAUCGUUGUGGACGCAAUCGCUCCAGUUUUGCCCGAACAAAAUGUUGCUUCAAGGGCCAUUGCUGAGAUGGACAUGUUAAUGAUGACACAAAGCCCUGGAGGGAAGGAAAGGACUCAACAAGAAUUCAUCAAGUUGGCAACUAGAGCUGGAUUCAGUGGCAUCAAAUAUAAAUGUUUUGUAUUUAACUCCUGGGUCAUGGAGUUUUUUAAGUAACACCUAAUACUCACUAAUGCUAUGUUUGGGAAUGUGAGUUUAAUUGAAAUGCAUGUGAAUUUGGGACUUCAAAUUUAAAUAUACUAUUUGUUUACAGUAAAUAAGAGUGUAUUUGAAUUUACUUCAAAUACAUGUAUUUGGAACUACUUAUUUGAAAAUAAAAUUUGCAUUAUUUU